CUUUCGGCUACCGACGUACCUUAUCUAUGAUGCAAGGUACCGACUUUGGUCUUCACACGACACUUAAAUCAGGCAAUUUAUCCGCAUUCUUGUCCAUCUACCCCACCACUGGUCCCAAGAAUCACAACCAUCAGGAAGAUAAGACGGAGAGUCUGUCAUCAUGGGUCGCUGGGGACACCGCCUUUUCGAGGGAGACCAAGACUUGGAUUGCAUCUCAGAUAUCGAGAUGGAAAUGAAGAAGGCCGGACUUCCUAAAGUCGAGCUCGAAGCCAUCCUUUACAAGCCGACGUCAGACGAGCACAAAAAGGAUCGCGACACUCUAGCCGCCGAUGAUGUCGGUAACGCCAUUGUUGCCCACCUCCGCUCUCGCACCGAAGCAGAGACCGGAUAUCUCAAGUCUCACCUCAAAUACAAUACCAUUUUGGCCGUCGCUCUUCUUUUGUGCGCCGGAAGCAAUAUCGACCAGCAGCAUAUUGAACACGUCAAGGUCUUGACUUCCGAGGUUGACUGCAAGGAAUGCUUUGCUUUUCCCAUGCUCGACCUGGGUUUUCGAGGGCCAGGCAAGCGACAAUUUCUUGCUGCUCUAAAUGCAUACCAGCCGGGAGUUUGUCGAAACUUGGGCGCGCCAAGCUGCUUCACAUGCGGCAAGAACAAACAAGACACGGACAAAGCGCCAUCUGAGUGCGCAAAGUGUAAGGCAGCAUGGUAUUGCAACAAAGACUGCCAGCGAGCUCACUGGAAGUAUCACAAGAAGACUUGUCGUGAUCCCAAAGAUACCCAAGGACGCCCAUACGCCAUGAUCAACGUUUAGACCGGGCACAUCUCACAGGCUCUAACAAUAUUUGCCGGCGUCGUGACAGGAGUAUGGAUAGCCAUUCUCGACCUCUGUGCUGGGAAGAUAUUUGUCACGCAGAUUUGCAAUAUUUCAAAGACUCAGAAGACAAAUAGCUAGUGAUCAAGAGAGCAGAAGUACGUCAAAUCAAAUGCCAGCUGAUAUUCUGACG
Molecule: messenger RNA, 1004 nt
Organism: Pyricularia grisea
Lineage: Eukaryota; Fungi; Ascomycota; Sordariomycetes; Magnaporthales; Pyriculariaceae
Exons: 4
Coding region: 161-811 (216 amino acids)
Source: RefSeq, a predicted model, not a curated record